This is a messenger RNA of Canis lupus familiaris (dog), 7554 nucleotides long. RefSeq names its product PDS5 cohesin associated factor A (gene PDS5A). Lineage: Eukaryota; Metazoa; Chordata; Mammalia; Carnivora; Canidae. The record is from RefSeq and is marked provisional. Gene Ontology annotation, biological process: DNA repair; mitotic sister chromatid cohesion. Gene Ontology annotation, cellular component: nucleus; chromatin.
AGCGCUGGACGGCGCCGAGCGGUCGGGGGCGAGAGCAGCCGCCGGGGUCCCUCAGCCGAAGUUGAAGGAACAAAAUGUGAAAGGCCGGUAGAGGACUGUGAAAGAAAAGUUGUCCCCCAGGAUGGACUUCACCGCGCAGCCCAAGCCUGCCACUGCCCUCUGUGGCGUCGUGAGUGCAGACGGGAAGAUCGCUUACCCUCCGGGGGUAAAGGAGAUCACCGACAAGAUCACCACCGAUGAAAUGAUCAAGCGACUGAAGAUGGUAGUAAAAACUUUUAUGGAUAUGGAUCAGGACUCAGAAGAUGAAAAACAGCAGUAUCUCCCACUAGCCUUGCAUCUUGCAUCUGAAUUUUUCCUCAGGAAUCCCAAUAAAGAUGUGCGUCUCCUUGUAGCAUGUUGUUUGGCCGACAUUUUUCGAAUCUAUGCCCCAGAAGCUCCAUAUACUUCCCAUGAUAAACUUAAGGACAUAUUUUUGUUUAUUACCAGACAAUUAAAAGGUUUGGAGGAUACAAAGAGUCCACAGUUUAAUAGAUACUUUUAUUUAUUAGAGAACUUAGCUUGGGUUAAAUCCUAUAACAUCUGCUUCGAAUUGGAAGAUUGCAAUGAAAUUUUUAUUCAGCUUUUUAGGACUCUCUUCUCAGUGAUCAACAAUAGCCACAAUAAGAAGGUACAAAUGCACAUGUUAGACUUGAUGAGUUCUAUCAUCAUGGAAGGUGAUGGAGUUACUCAAGAAUUACUGGACUCCAUUCUUAUUAACCUCAUUCCUGCACAUAAGAACUUAAAUAAACAGUCCUUUGACCUUGCAAAAGUCUUAUUGAAAAGGACAGUCCAGACCAUUGAGGCAUGCAUUGCCAAUUUUUUCAAUCAAGUCCUGGUGCUGGGAAGAUCGUCCGUAAGUGAUUUGUCAGAACAUGUAUUUGAUCUGAUUCAGGAACUUUUUGCAAUAGAUCCUCAUUUAUUAUUGUCUGUCAUGCCGCAGCUUGAAUUCAAACUAAAGAGCAAUGAUGGAGAAGAGCGAUUAGCUGUUGUUCGACUUUUAGCUAAAUUGUUUGGUUCUAAAGAUUCUGAUUUGGCAACACAGAAUCGUCCUCUUUGGCAGUGUUUUCUUGGACGAUUUAAUGACAUUCAUGUUCCUGUGAGAUUAGAAAGUGUGAAAUUUGCCAGUCACUGUUUAAUGAAUCACCCAGAUUUAGCAAAGGAUCUCACAGAAUAUUUGAAAGUUAGAUCCCAUGAUCCCGAAGAGGCUAUUCGUCAUGAUGUCAUUGUUACUAUAAUAACAGCUGCCAAAAGAGACCUUGCCUUAGUAAAUGAUCAACUACUUGGCUUUGUAAGAGAAAGAACACUGGAUAAACGGUGGCGAGUAAGAAAAGAAGCUAUGAUGGGUCUGGCUCAGCUCUAUAAGAAAUACUGUCUUCAUGGUGAAGCAGGAAAGGAAGCUGCAGAGAAAGUCAGCUGGAUAAAGGACAAACUUUUGCAUAUUUAUUAUCAAAAUAGCAUCGAUGACAAACUGUUGGUAGAGAAAAUCUUUGCUCAGUAUCUUGUCCCCCACAACCUGGAAACAGAAGAGAGAAUGAAAUGCUUGUAUUAUUUAUACGCUAGUUUGGAUCCAAAUGCUGUCAAAGCUCUCAAUGAAAUGUGGAAAUGUCAGAACAUGCUUCGAAGUCAUGUACGAGAACUCUUGGAUUUGCACAAGCAACCUACAUCAGAGGCUAACUGUUCUGCCAUGUUUGGAAAACUGAUGACCAUAGCAAAGAAUUUGCCUGACCCUGGGAAAGCACAAGAUUUUGUGAAGAAAUUUAACCAGGUCCUUGGUGAUGAUGAGAAAUUGCGGUCUCAGCUGGAGUUACUAAUCAGCCCAACCUGUUCAUGCAAACAAGCAGAUGUUUGUGUGAGAGAAAUAGCUCGAAAACUUGCAAAUCCUAAGCAGCCAACAAAUCCUUUUCUAGAGAUGGUCAAAUUUCUGUUGGAAAGAAUUGCACCUGUGCACAUUGAUUCAGAAGCCAUAAGUGCACUGGUAAAACUGAUGAAUAAAUCAAUAGAAGGGACAGCAGAUGAUGAAGAGGAGGGUGUAAGUCCAGAUACAGCUAUUCGUUCGGGACUUGAACUUCUUAAGGUUCUGUCUUUCACACAUCCUACCUCGUUCCACUCUGCAGAGACAUAUGAGUCCCUGUUACAGUGCCUCAGAAUGGAAGAUGACAAGGUAGCAGAAGCUGCUAUACAAAUUUUUAGAAAUACAGGCCACAAAAUAGAAACAGACCUACCCCAGAUACGAUCGACCUUAAUUCCCAUUUUACAUCAGAAAGCAAAGAGAGGUACUCCACAUCAAGCAAAACAGGCUGUUCACUGUAUACAUGCCAUAUUCACAAAUAAAGAAGUCCAGCUUGCACAGAUUUUUGAGCCACUCAGUAGGAGUCUGAAUGCUGAUGUACCAGAACAACUUAUUACUCCGUUAGUUUCAUUGGGCCACAUUUCUAUGUUAGCCCCAGAUCAAUUUGCUUCCCCAAUGAAAUCCGUAGUAGCAAAUUUUAUUGUGAAAGAUCUGCUAAUGAAUGACAGGUCAACAGGUGAGAAGAAUGGAAAAUUAUGGUCUCCAGAUGAAGAGGUUUCCCCCGAAGUACUAGCAAAGGUACAGGCAAUUAAACUUCUGGUAAGGUGGCUGUUGGGUAUGAAAAACAACCAGUCUAAAUCUGCCAAUUCAACUCUUCGAUUAUUAUCAGCGAUGUUGGUUAGUGAGGGUGACCUGACAGAGCAAAAGAGGAUCAGUAAAUCUGAUAUGUCUCGCUUGCGAUUAGCUGCUGGUAGUGCCAUAAUGAAGCUUGCUCAGGAACCUUGUUACCAUGAAAUUAUAACUCCAGAACAGUUUCAGCUCUGUGCACUUGUUAUUAACGAUGAGUGCUACCAAGUAAGGCAGAUAUUUGCCCAGAAGUUGCAUAAAGCUCUCGUGAAGUUACUGCUGCCAUUGGAAUAUAUGGCGAUCUUUGCCUUGUGUGCCAAAGAUCCUGUGAAGGAGAGAAGAGCACAUGCACGACAGUGUUUACUAAAAAAUAUCAGUAUACGCAGGGAGUACAUUAAACAGAACCCCAUGGCUACUGAGAAAUUACUAUCACUGUUGCCUGAAUAUGUAGUUCCAUACAUGAUUCACCUGCUAGCCCAUGAUCCAGAUUUUACAAGAUCACAAGAUGUUGAUCAGCUUCGUGAUAUUAAAGAGUGCCUAUGGUUCAUGCUUGAAGUUUUAAUGACAAAGAAUGAAAACAAUAGCCAUGCAUUUAUGAAGAAGAUGGCAGAGAACAUCAAGUUAACAAAAGAUGCCCAGUCUCCAGAUGAAUCCAAGAUGAAUGAAAAACUUUAUACAGUAUGUGAUGUGGCUCUGUGUGUUAUAAAUAGUAAAAGUGCUUUGUGCAAUGCAGAUUCACCAAAGGAUCCAGUCCUUCCAAUGAAAUUUUUUACACAACCUGAAAAGGAUUUCUGUAAUGACAAGAGUUAUAUUUCAGAAGAGACCAGAGUACUUCUGUUAACAGGAAAGCCAAAACCUGCUGGAGUACUAGGUGCAGUAAACAAGCCUUUAUCAGCAACAGGAAGAAAACCAUAUGUAAGAAGCACUGGAGCUGAGACUGGAAGCAAUAUUAAUGUAAAUUCAGAGCUGAACCCUUCAACCGGAAAUCGAUCAAGGGAACAAAGUUCAGAGGCAGUAGAAACUGGAGUUAGUGAAAAUGAAGAGAACCCUGUGAGAAUUAUUUCUGUCACACCUGUAAAAAAUAUUGACCCAGUAAAGAAUAAGGAGAUUAAUUCUGAUCAGACUACCCAGGGCAACAUCAGCAGUGACCGAGGAAAGAAGAGAAGUGUAGCAGCAGCUGGUACAGAGAACAUCCAACAAAAAACAGAUGAGAAAGUAGACGAAUCAGGACCACCUGCCCCUUCAAAACCCAGGAGAGGACGCCGACCCAAGUCUGAAUCUCAGGGCAAUGCAACCAAAAAUGAUGACAUAAACAAACCUCUUGGCAAGGGAAGAAAGAGAGCUGCGGUCAGUCAGGAAAGCCCUGGGGGUCUGGAAGCAGGUAAUGCCAAAGCACCCAAACUGCAAGAUGUAGCCAAAAAGGCAGUACCAGCAGAGAGACAGAUUGACUUACAAAGGUAAAAAGAAAACUCAUUUGCAAAGGGAAAAAAUGAAGGCCAAACAGAAGCACAGACUCCAGCUUCUGCAAAAACUUGGAUUCACAAUGUCCCUGAACAGAAAAUGAAGUUAACUUCAGAACACACUUUCUGCCUUGAAAACUGAAAGAAACUAUUACUUCCUUUUCACAUGACCACAAGUCCUUUGAUGGAAAUGUACAGAGAAACUCUUGAGAGAGAGAGAGAGAGAGAGAGAGAGAGAGAGAGAGGCUAAAAGCAACUCUAUUCUACCCUUCCCCCCUAGACUUUUCUUAUGAAAAGUCAAUAAUUAAGCAAAUUGCUUAACACUUGGUUCCAGUUCCUGCAUAUCUGGAGUUUAAAGGCAUAAUAUACCAUUAAUUUCCAUGCUGCAGUUUUUAUUUUAAGGAAAGUAACAGGAUGUCCUUACACUGACACUGAAAAUUCAUCAAUUUUAGAGCCAGGAAUUCCCGUGUUACACAAGAAAAAAAUAGAAGUCUACUGAAUUAAUUUUUUAGAAGAAAAGAGAUCAGAUUAAAUAUUUCUUUGUUUUUCCUUUUGGAAACUUUUAUGUAUAAUUCUUUCUGCCUGCCUACUUUUCUGCAAAAAUGAGAUGUACAGAUUUCAGUUCCCUGCUAUGAAAAGUGAUGUGGUGGCAAUUUUAUAAAUGUUGCUUUCUGAUUUUUAUCAGAGUGAGAAAAUAAUUAAGAUUAUUAUUGAUUUCAUAUCACUUCAUAUUUUGAUUUCCCCUCCAUUUUAGUUUAAUAUAAUUUGCAAUAAAUGUACAUAUUGUUGUUUGUUUCAUAAAGCAUAUCACUUUAAAAUGGUUUUUACUCCUGUGAUUAUGUUGGAAUAUUUGGAAUUUUAAAGGAGUAAAGACUGCCCAGCAUUUGGUUUUAUAAUGUUUGUCAUCAGAUUUUUAUUAUUGAUGUAAAGAAAAAAGUCAAUUUUUUUAAAUAGUUGGACUUUGGCAGCUUUGUAAGGAAAGUUGGAGGUGUUUAGGAUUGCCAUCAAUUUUCAGCAUUGUGCUAUUGGGAAUUAAGUAUUUUGCUUUUUGUCUGCCAGUCUGGGCUCAGUUUUUAUGUUUAUUUUAGAAGACAACUGUUGCAUCGAUAUAUUGUUUCUUGGCAUUGUUCAGCAUAGGUGAUGUGUGCACUUUUUGUGUACACAUAAUCAUAUUUAAGUUUUUUGCAUAAAAUAAAUGCUUCUAGAGGUCAUAUGGUAGUCUUUUUUAAUCUCUUUAUCAUAUUAUGUUUUGUUUCUUUUUAUGUGAAAGGGCUAAAGUCAUAAAGAACAUGAUUACAGUCAACUCUCCAUUAUCUAUAAAACAGUGACUGUGCCUCAGAUUUUGAGUUGCAGUCAUAAUUUAAAUCUUAAACUGAAUGAAAGCAAGUAUGUUACAAGAGCUGAUUCAGGAGGAACUUGUAAUUGAUCCUUCCUCAUGCUCAAGAGUUGUUGCCCCCCAGUCUUCAUUUGAGGCUCUUUCUCAAAACCAUAACUGAAUGUGCUCACUCAGCUGCCUUGCACGUUCCUAGGAGGGUCAGAAGACAUAAACGACACGUGCACUAGAACCGUCUUGAGACGCUAUAGUCCACAGGCAUGUAAAACAGCGAAUGUGAGUAAUGUCAAAAUAAAAGGUUAUGUUAAAUGUGAAAUCUGCUAGUAGUAAAUGUCACGUAUGAUCUCCUAGAUAAUCAAGAGUUGGCUGUAUAUUGACUCAGUGAAAGAUGGGUAACUCUUUCAAAUAUGCAUGUACACACAUGUAAGUAUCAGAUGAUGGUUAGGGAACAGUGAAUACAAGUGAUAGAAAACAAUACCUUUUAAAAGGGCAAGAAAAGCCCUGCUCUUCUUAUUGCCUCUUCAUUACCCUUUAGAAGUAUAAAAUAUUGCCUCCAACAUGCUGAAAAAGAAUAUCUAUGCAUAAGCAUCAGAGAAGUCCCUCAAGCAAACAGUGGAUGUGUAUAUUUAGAAAGAUUUUAAAGUGCUCUUAGCAUCAGACAACUUGAUUCGCAAGGCCACUGACCUGUCACCAAUAAAAAAAGCACACUGGUAGGGACCUUCUUUUUCAACUCCUUUUGAUUACUCAGCAUCACAGCUGACUAGAUUACCUAGUGCUAUUAAACAAUGUAGCAGACCCAUUUGCAUCUGUUUGUGGCUGCAUUGAUUUUUGCAGGAGAGGAGUUUAGCUAAAAGGAUCUGGUCCGCAGGUGUAUGUAAAUGGCCCCUCUGGUUUCAUAAUGUGAUGCAAGCAUCUGGCACUAAGGGAAGGGAGAGUAGGAUGAUAAAAAGAUUGAGAUGAUGGGGGAGGGACUUAAGGGACAUUUGUCAGUUUUCCUUUGAAAAAGGAAAAUGUUAAAUCCCUUAGGAAUUUGAUAUUCACAUCUCAGAGAAAUACAACACAAAGUGCAGACUUAUAUUUGAGAAUUAAUGUUAACCCUUUGUGUCUAGUUUGAAGCUUCUUGUAUUUGUCUAAAACUACAAGCCAGAAUUUUGUAUCUCCUUUGAUAAAAAGUGUGUAUAAUGUAAAGUAGUUUUGCAUAUUCUUGUGCUGCACAUGGGCUGAAUUUUUAAAAAAUUUUUUAAAGACUUGAAGCAGAACCUUGUAAUUUGUGUAAAUGAUGAGUGUAAAAUCCUACCAUAAAAUGCUAAAAAUAUGCAUUGUUUCAAAUAAAACCAAGAAAUGCAGCAUUAUAUAGUAGUGUGGAACCCUGAAUAUUCAUGUACCCCCUGGUAUGUCACAAGUUGAUAAAAUAUCUGCAUAUUUUCUGUUUGAAAUCUGGAGUCUGCAUAUCCUCAUGAGAAAUCAAAUGUAAUCAUAAGUCAAAAAAAAAACCCUUCAAACUUCUUGGCUACAUACUCUGAUCUGACCUACAGUGACUGAGGGAGAGCAUAAUAGAUGAUAAAUUCUGAUAAACAUUUGGGAAACGUUAGAAGUUCCUUUUUAACCCAAGAACUUAAAAGUGGCCUUUCAUUUAUACUAUGAUACAUCUAUUUAUUGCAAAUUUUGGACAUGCACAUUUAUUUUAAAAACUGAUGGACAGCAAGCAGAUUACAUGUAUUGGAAAUAAGAAAUGGACAGAAUGAGAAAUAAGAAAGCUAGCUAUCCUGCCUGGUUCUGUAUUUCACCCUCCAUGGGAUUAUCAUUCUACACCUUGAUAUUUGUACUGUCAAGACGUUUCUGUCUUCACUAUUCAAGUGGAUAAACUGUUCAUAGAAACCAAUGGAGACCAACAAGUCUCUAACAGUCUGACAACAAGCUUUGCAGCCUGCCUCAACAAUGAUGGCAUUGCUCACAAGAAGUUCGCUGUAAGACAGUAACACUGUAGAACAAUGGAAAUGAAUGUGCAUAAUCACACACCUCCUCAGCCUGUAAACCAGAGCUUUAAAUUUUCAAUUUCAUAAGAGUAAUAAACCUUCUUUACUUCA